Molecule: messenger RNA, 4110 nt
Organism: Malurus melanocephalus (red-backed fairy wren)
Lineage: Eukaryota; Metazoa; Chordata; Aves; Passeriformes; Maluridae
Gene: BMERB1
Product: bMERB domain containing 1
Exons: 6
Coding region: 23-832 (269 amino acids)
Biological process (GO): negative regulation of microtubule depolymerization
Cellular component (GO): cytoplasm; membrane; microtubule cytoskeleton
Source: RefSeq, a predicted model, not a curated record
GAGGCGGAAGCGGCGGCGGGCGAUGGCCGGGGCGCUGCUGCGCGGAGYGCGGCGCUUCCCCUGGCUGUGCAACGUGCUGCUCUACGGGGGUUUGUUCGCGGCGGGGGACGCGGCGCAGCAGCUGCUGCGGGGACAGCCGCCCGACUGGGCGCAGACGCGGCGAGUGGCGCUGGUGGCGCUGGCCUUCCACGGCAACUUCAGCUACGUGUGGCUGCGGGCGCUGGAGCGGGCGCUGCCCGGCCGCCGCCCGCCCGCCGUGCUGGGCAAGGUGCUCUGCGAUCAGCUCCUGGGCGCGCCCGUCGCCGUCCUGGCCUUCUACACGGAUCAGCUUGACAUCAUUUCGAUGGCUGAAACAACAAUGAUGCCUGAGGAAAUCGAGCUGGAGAUGGCAAAGAUCCAGAGACUUCGGGAAGUCUUAGUCAGAAGAGAAUCAGAACUCAGGUUUAUGAUGGAUGACAUCCAGCUGUGCAAAGACAUUAUGAACCUUAAGCAGGAGCUGCAGAGUUUGGUAGCAAUCCCAGAAAAAGAAAAAACAAAGAUGGAGAAACAAAGAGAGGAUGAACUGAUUCAGAAGAUUCAUCGGCUGGUACAAAAAAGAGAUUUUCUUGUAGAUGAUGCAGAGGUGGAGAGAUUACGGGAAAAAGAAGAAGACAGAGAGAUGGCCGAGUUCCUUCGCACCAAGUUAAAACCCAUAGACAAAUCAACACAGUCUCCUACCAGCAGCCCAGCAGAAAAGAAGGCAGAACCUCCUCCAAGCAAGCCCACCAUCGCCAAGGCAGGGCUGGCAAUUAUUAAAGAUUGUUGUGGGGCCACGCAGUGCAGCAUCAUGUAGAGCUCUGGGCUUUCCACCCUGCUUGUGUUCUCAGUGUUUUCAUGGAGGGGGACUGGAUGGUGAGGGGAACCAACAGCAUCCUGCUGAGGGAGUGGAGAGCACCUGGCACGAGUGUAAUCUACAGACUGGACAAGGGCAGGGUCUUCACUGUUGCAUGGAUCACUCUACACGCAUGCCUAAAAACAAAAGAAAUCUAUAUAGUGGCUGUCCAGGGACCAGAAGAGAUGGCAGCAGARUCAACAAAAAACACCCCGUGAUACAGGUGAAUCCAAAGGGGCUACAUUUUAUCCAGUGUGGUGUAAAACAGUAAUUUUAAUAGGCUAUCACUAUAUCAUGUUGUAUACCUUUCCCCCCAAGACAAAUUGCACUCAAAAAUUGCCAAACUAUCCUAUUUUGGCUACUUUUCAUACCAAAAGCCACAAGUAGCAAUGCUGUAYAUAGCACAACUGAUAGAGGAAGCAACUGCAGGAUAACUGAUGUUGCGUAUAAAAUACCAAACUUGUGUGAUGUUCAACUACUUUGCUGUGGAGUUUCAGUUCWAAUUCUUCCUAAAGAAUGAGAUCAGCGACAGGGAUGCUGCAAGUAGCUACAGAUUUUUAUAUCCCAUGUGAUUUCCAAAUUACUCAAGGCAAAUUAAUAUUGCUUGCACCAGGGGAAAUAAAUCUCUGGCAGAGUUUUAGCAAAGCACAGCUACAGUAAUGUGCAAAUAGAUGAUGCAGUCCAAGGUUGUGUCACUUCUGUUUUAGAUCUCCACCUCCUAUGAAGUCAGAGAAAUAUUCACCCAGGGUUUUGCCCAUUUUUACAAGCUACAUGCAGUAGAUUACACAUCACUGGGAGAUUGCUGGGAAAAGAAUAGAAGACAAACAARAUGUAAUUAAUAUUUAAACAAUGCUUAAAAGAAGUAUUAAUUGUAUAUUUUGUGACCAUAAGAAAUACAAACUAUCAUGCAUAGGAAGACACWAGUCACCCAAGACAAACUGGCCACAAGACAAAUACACAAAUACACAAGUAGAUAUUUGUGGCUGGAAGAUCAAAUUUGAUACAAAAUGGGUUUUAAAUUAAGGGAAAUACAGAAAUACUUGUCUGUGUUUCACCAUUAAGUGUGUUUCUGGUCUCUAUGCAGAUUAAGCGUUGUGGAAUCGAAUAUCUUUAUAUUAGCUGUCAGUAGCUGGUUUGUCUGUGUGAUGGUAUUCCAUAUAAAUGUACUGUGAUAGGUGUAAAUAGUAAAAUAAACRUACAUGGAUCUAGUGUGACAAUCUCAGGCUUAGAAAUAACAAAAGAUAGCAAAAAGUUCCUAAAGUAAAGAGGAACUUCAAUUUUGUGAAGCCAGCUAAGUGAAGUGUGUGCUUAUAUACYAAGGAACCACAGGAUAGGAAAGGAGAAAAAAUGAACAGCAGUUACCCCCAAAAGAUAAACAGUUAUUUUUUUAGAGAGAAAAAUUAUCUUACUGAGGUUGAAGGCAAUAGAUACCAUCUAAAGUAACUCAGACUAUUCUUACACAAAUAAAACCCAAUCCCUAACACAGACUGAUUUGAUGAAAAACACUUGCAUUUCCAGAGUAAUUUCAGUAYUGCCGACUCACUUGAGACAAAGAACCAACAUCACUAAGAACCUUCCUUUUUAAGGAUCAAAGAGUAAAAACCACAAAAGGUUUCCACUAAGACAUGAAGCACUUUAAUUACUUUGACCAAAGAUGCAGGAAAGAGAACAAAGGGUGACUGUCAUAUGCAGUUUUUGCAUCCUUGUUGAGACCUACAACAUUUUAAGCUCUGUAGCUGUGACACUCUACUGUGYCUGGUGUGGGCUGGACUCUGCCUGGCACCAGUGCACAUUAAGAGUUUUGGGGAAAACUGCUUUUAGGGGAAAGAACACGCACUGGAGGGAAAGAAACAACCCUUGGCUUCUGUGAAAUUCCACAGCCUUUUGCUGGUUCCCAGUGAAGGCAUCAGGACUUGUCAGUAACUUAAAAGGCAGAUGUUCAGUGUCACUAAUAAAGGCAGAUGGAAGGCAGGGAAAAAGCUGUAGUGAARCACCAAACUUCAAGCUUAGCAGGACCACAGCCAAGUGCUGUGAAUGCCUCUAAGAGUCCACCUGGUUUUAGGCCCAAGGUGACUUCUGCACAUUGCUGGUUAAGCCAGGCUGAGCUGAUGAUUGGGGUGAUCCCUACAGGCUGCAAAGAAUCAAGUCACUUGGGAAUAAAGUGAAAUGAGUACAAGUAGUUUGCAUGGAAAAAAUUUCAUUAGCAAGAAACAGAGUUAGACAUUCCUGGGAAGAAACACUCCUGACCAGGCUACAGAGCCACCUCCUUUAAUUAAAACCAAGAAGAAACACAGCAASUAGGGAUGUGCAAUAUUCAUACAGCUAAGCACUGGGAGCCAGUGCCCCAAAAGGACUUGAAUUCCAGCAGUGUUAAUGAGAGUGAACUUCAUUUUCAGAAGUUUGAGCUUGGCUCAGCUGGAAGGUUUUCUGUAUGCCAGAUUUUGUUUUUAAUUAGCAAAUGCUUAAUUUCUGUGUUUAUUUGGGUGKGUUUGAACAGCCUGCCAGCAGUGCACCAGUGGUUCCUUCAGAAGUGGGUCAGUGAUGCUGCUUAGCAAUAAAGUCCUGGAUUUUUCAGACUGUAAGGUCAAAUUCUCAACUGUGUUCAACACUGGUUUGCAGUGUUGCYUAUCUAGAACACAGCAGAGCCCUUAUGGCUGAUAUCAAAGCUAACAGCUGUAAUUAAACAAAUUAAACUUGGGAAGGAGUUAAAUGUAAAAAUCUUAAUGCUUAUUUUUAAAACCCAAACUAAAUCACUGAAUAUCCCAAGAACAACCGGGGGCUUUGUAACACACGAUACAAUCCCCAUCUAUCAAAUCAGCAGAGCAUCAGACAAGUGUCUUUAGGUGACUAUAUGGAGUAACUGGCAUCAUUUCAGAGUUGAUUUUCAGAUAUCAGUCACUGUCUGCAAAGAGGGACAUUGAUUGACUGAAGCACCCAAUAUYUCUUCUGGAAAUCCUGGCUGUUUAUCACUUCAGAAAGAAGGCAAAGCAUUGGGAAAGGAAGAAUGUGUGGAAGAGUGUGAAGGGUGGGUUUGACACACAUCCUGUAAACAUGACUAUGUUCAGGAAAGGAUCUUGGUCUACUGAGAAAAACAAAAGUGCUGAAGUGCUAUUUGUACAAAUCACCAAUUCCACCAGCAAAUGGUUCUCUUGUACCUUCCCCUAGGCCUACUGAAUCUCUUCCAAGUUCAACAUAUUUCCAAAUAAACUAAGCUGCUGUGUUAUACUAAGCAUUUGUUU